UUCCGCCCCAUCUCAGAGUCCGGAAGCGAGGGUCUCAGUCGCCGGUUUCGCGUGUCGCCAUGGGGAAGACGGACUUCUUGAGCCCCAAGGCCAUCGCCAACCGCAUCAAGUCGAAGGGGCUGCAGAAGCUGCGCUGGUAUUGCCAGAUGUGCCAGAAGCAGUGCCGGGACGAGAAUGGCUUUAAAUGUCACUGCAUGUCCGAAUCUCACCAGCGACAACUGCUCCUGGCAUCUGAAAACCCUCAGCAAUUCAUGGAUUAUUUUUCAGAAGAAUUCCGGAAUGAUUUCCUAGAACUUCUCCGGAGAAGAUUCGGAACAAAGAGAGUCCACAACAAUAUCGUAUAUAAUGAAUAUAUCAGCCAUCGGGAACACAUCCAUAUGAACGCUACCCAGUGGGAAACGCUGACGGAUUUUACCAAGUGGCUCGGGAGGGAAGGCCUUUGCAAAGUUGACGAAACCCCCAAAGGCUGGUACAUCCAGUAUAUUGACCGAGACCCCGAGACCAUCCGCAGGCAGCAGGAACAGGAAAAAAAGAAAAAACAGGACUUGGACGAUGAAGAGAAAACGGCCAGGUUCAUCGAACAGCAAGUCAGAAGGGGCUUGAAGGGAAAAGAUCAGGAGGAGCCGGUCUUCACUGAACUAAACAGAGAAAACGAGGAGGAAAAAGUGAUCUUCAAUUUGAACAAAGGAGCGAGCACUUCAGCUGCUGCAGCACAACAACCCAAAGGCAGCUUGCUUGGCGCCAGCAUGCUGAAGCCCUCGGGAACGCUGCUCCCCGUGAAGCGGAAAGAAAUCCCUCCGACCUCGAAGGAAAUUAAGGAGAAGAAGAAGAAAAAAUCCGCCCUUGAUGAGAUCAUAGAGUUUGAAGAAGAGAAGAAAAAGUCUGCCCGAACGGACUACUGGUUGCAACCUGAAAUUGUGGUCAAAAUCAUAACCAAGAAACUUGGCGAGAAGUACUAUAAAAGAAAAGCCAUCGUUAAGGAGGUAAUUGACAAAUACACGGCAGUUGUGAAAUUGACCAAUUCCGGAGAUAAGCUCAAACUUGACCAGACACAUCUGGAGACGGUGAUCCCAGCCCCAGGUAAAAAAGUGCUGAUUUUAAACGGAGGCUACAGAGGGAAUGAAGCCACGUUACUGGGCAUCAACGAGAAGUCAUUUUCCGCAAUGAUCCUCAUUGAAUCGGGAGCUUUGAAAGGACGUCAGGUGAAUGGUGUUCCAUACGAAGACAUUUCCAAGUUGGCCUCCUUUGAUUAAAAGAGCUGAUUGGGAUCCCUGAGGAACAUCUCUGGAGAUGGCUGCAGAUGAACAAUUCCAGUAGACGCUCAACACAAAGAGUUGAACCGUCAACUUCGAGGAGCGAACGAGAUCUCUGAAGGAUGCCCUAUCAAUACAGUAUAUUGGAGCCUCUAUUUAUAAGCCCUUUCUAGAUCAACCAUGGGCAACCUCGUAAUAGAUUACUCCUAAUUUAUUGCUGGGAAUCUUGAUUGGAUGGUUUCACCUGUAGCCACAGUAUCGGCCAUCUACAGCCCUGCAGUCCGUAGAUCUUUUCCUAACGUACCUUUCCUGCAGCAGUUGAAACCAUCUGUGAUGGAAGUUAUCUUCUACUAUAGAGCUGAGUAUGGUGGUCUAACUUCAGGGGUGCCAGCGAAGAGUUUAGCGUUCUCACAACGCUGACACAAAAAUAAUCUUCCAUUCCGUUGGGAUGGGAUUAACCAGCAACAGGAUGUUUACUAUCCCUCCCCAAAAAAGAAUAACCUGCCACUGUCGCCCUGCCAACUUUUUAAAUGGCCAAUUUUUUUUUAUUUUAUUUUUUUACCAAAUCCUCAAGACUUACCAGACCAUUGAUGGUCGUGUGCCAACCUUGUGAGAAAAGCGUACCAGUUCCCGAUCUAAGUCAUGGAUUCUGAUGGAGAACCUUCAAAGAGCUCCAAUUUUUUGUUUAUUUUUUUCCCCCUCCCCAAACCUUCCUUGUGCUGUAGAACAGGGGUCUCCAACCUUGGUCCCUUUAAGACUUGUGGCCUUCAACUCCCAGAGCAAAGCUGGCUGAGGAACUCUGGGAGUUGAAAGCCACAAGUCUUAAAGGGACCAAGGUUGGAGACCCCUGCUGUAGAAGAGGCUACCAAGGAACCUGGUAGAAUGUUUUAUCAGAUUUGUGGAAAAACACUUCCGAGCGGCCAAAAAAAAUCUGGUCCCACGGUUAGCUGGACCUUCUGAAUUGGACUACAUCCAGGCAGCCAUUUUUUCCAUUGCGAAGUUUAGCGAUGUUGAAAUAUUUAAGAGAAUUGGUAACGAUAGCUCUGUGCUUGAAAAAUCAGUUUUCUCAAUCUGGGCUUUCACUCUUCCAUUACGCGGCUCUUCGGACCAGCAGAAACAUCCAUUAAUGGUUUGGGUUUGUUUGUUUUUUAAAGAAUGGUAUAAUGAUUUUGUACAGAACAGAGAAAAAUGGAUUUAUUUUAUUGGUGCGGUGUUUCUUUUGAGGCACUGCGCGCGUCCCGAAUAAAUGGACUUCGAUGCCCUUAAA
This is a messenger RNA of Ahaetulla prasina, 2520 nucleotides long. It is a transcript of the gene KIN, whose product is annotated as Kin17 DNA and RNA binding protein. Gene Ontology annotation, molecular function: double-stranded DNA binding. Gene Ontology annotation, cellular component: nucleus. The record is from RefSeq and is a predicted model, not a curated record. The transcript has 13 exons. Lineage: Eukaryota; Metazoa; Chordata; Lepidosauria; Squamata; Colubridae. Gene Ontology annotation, biological process: DNA damage response; DNA replication. Bases 60 to 1253 code for a protein of 397 amino acids.